UAAGGGCAUUAAUGAUGUUUUUAAAAAAACAUUGCGGUAAUUCAUAGAAUUUAAUCUGAGUCAUGCAGACUAUCCUUGUCACACUCCAGUACAGUAGGUGGCGGUAUGCACCUUUUCAGUUGGUUUGCAACCCGCCAGUAAACCCACGAAAGAAGAAGAAGAAGCGAGAGACCAUCGGGACAGUAGACGGGACCUCAUCUAAAAUAUGCCAGAUAUUUGGGACAACUUACCGUUGUGCUACGUUUGGAACUUGAUGCACCCAGUAAAAGGAAAAACGGACUGUUCUUUCUGAUCUAUGUGACCAAUAUCUCAUCAUCCCAUCUGCUGCGUGAGUUUCUUUAAGCUACGAGUUACCUCCGACCAGAUUUGUGACCACCCUGUGGAUUUGCCAGUCAUUAUUUUACACAUCCAGAACGGUUAUCUCAUCUCUACAAUUGCCUCAUCGUUGUGCGAAUUUACAGCAAUGGGCAACAGUCCGUCUAUAAAAGUUCUAAAAGGCCAUGGCUACACAUUAGUGAGUAAAGAAAAGAACAAGAUGCUGGUGAAAAAUGAAGCUGGGGACCUGUUUGUCGUUAAAAUAUUAAGCGAUAACCAGGAUGAAUUGAAUUUUCUCCUCCAGCUCAGUCAUCCACACAUUGUCCAUCAUGAGGAAAUCAUCACAGAUUCAGACUGUUUGUAUCUUCUGGUGGAACACUGUGAAGGUGGAGAUCUUGCUCAGACAAUCAAAAACACAAAGGAGGGAACAGAUAAAUUUUCUGAGAAUGAGAUUCGGAACUGGAUUGUGGAGAUCUGCAUGGCUUUGAAAUACCUGCAUGAUCAACAGAUCCUGCAUAAAAACCUGCAGCCUGAGAGCAUAUUCUUCACUUCAUUUGGAACAAUCCGUCUUGGCGAGUUUGGAGUAAUUCAUCAAUGGUCCACCGAAGAGCCAGCAGCAGAAAAUAAACCUUCAUGUGAUGCACCUGAGAUUUUGAAUGGCAAACCUUAUGAGGAGAAAACUGACAUUUGGAUGUUGGGGUGUGUCAUCUAUGAGCUGUGCAUGCUGAAGCGUCCGUUUCCAGUUGUUGGAAAGAAACGCAGAUCCUCCUAUGAAGCUCUUCCUCCGACCUUCUCUGAGGAGCUUCGUCAGCUGAUAAAAGACACACUUCAACCUGAUCCAGCAUGCCGUCCAUCUGUCAGCGAGAUCUUGACCAGACCUUUCAUCAUUAAACAUCUUCAAGAAAAGGAAUUUACAGCAAUGGGCAACAGUCCGUCUAUAAAAGUUCUAAAAGACCAUGGCUACACAUUAGUGAGUAAAGAAAAGAGCAAGAUCCUGGUGAAAAAUGAAGCUAGUGACCUGUUUGUCGUUAAAAAAUUGAGCGCUUACCAGGAUAAAUUAAAAUUUCUCCUUCAGCUCAGUCAUCCACACAUCAUUCAUCAUAAGGAAACCUUCAGAGAUUCAGACUGUUUGUAUCUUCUGGUGGAACACUGUGAAGGUGGAGAUCUUGCUCAGAAAAUCAAAAACAUAAAGGAGGGAAAAGAUACAUUUUCUGAGAAUGAGAUUCUGGACUGUAUUGUGAACAUCUGCAUGGCUUUGAAAUACCUGCAUGAUCAAAAGAUCCUGCAUAAAAACCUGCAGCCUGAGAGCAUAUUUCUCACUGCAUGUGGCACCAUCCGUCUUGGCGAGUUUGGAGUAAUUCAUCAAUGGUCCAUUGAAGAGCCAGCAGCAGAAAAUAAACCUUCAUGUGCUGCACCUGAGAUUUUGAAUAGCAAACCUUAUGAGGAGAAAACUGACAUAUGGAUGUUGGGGUGUGUCAUCUAUGAGCUGUGCAUGCUGGAGCGUGCGUUUCCUGCAAUACUCUCAGUUGAGACUGUUCAAAACAUACUCACAUCCUCCUAUGAAGCUCUUCCUCUGACCUUCUCUGAGGAUCUUCGUGAGCUGGUAGAAGACACACUUCAACCUGAUCCAGCAACCCGUCCAUCUGUCAGCGAGAUCUUGACCAGACCUUUUAUUAUUAAUCAUCUUCGAGAAAAGAACUUGCAAACUAUUAGGACUCUUUAUAGGACACUGGAGGACCUAAGAGCCCUAGGUAAUGGUUUGGAAAGAGUGCAUUUCAACACAACCGUAGGCAGUCUCACAGGAGGUGUAGUGGGAUUGGCUGGAGGAAUCACAUCUGUGGUGGGACUUAUUCUCUCUCCAUUCACUCUUGGAGCGUCUUUGAUAGUAACAGGAGUGGGAAUCGGCACGGCAGUAGCUGGAGGAGUAACUGCUAGUACCUGCAACAUAACAAACAUGGUUAACCAGCGCACAAACCGGCAAAAGAUGAAAAAGCUCUUAAAAGAGUUUCAAGAAAAGAUUAACUCCACAGUUUGCUGCAUCCAAAACUUCCAAAGAGCUGCGGAAACUUUAGAAGAACAGUUUUUCAAAAGGGAUGAUGCAUUUUCCAACGUACAACCAGGAGCAAAUGCUGGAGCUCGACUUGGACGAGGACUGGGAGGAAUUCCAGAGAUUUUCCGUGUAAUUGAAGUUGCAAAUAUUGGGAAAAUGGCAGUUCAGGCCGCAAGAGCUGUUCGUGUGGCUGAAGCGGCUACAGGAGUUUUGUCUGCACUUUUUGUAGCUGUUGAUGUCUUCUUUGUGUUUCUCGACUCUAAAGAAAUCCACAACAUCCGCCAAGAUUAUGCUUUAAGAGAGAGUCGACAAGCUUCAGCAUCCACCAGCAACCAAAGCACUGAGUCAACUGACGAGACAUCAAAUAACAGCGACACAACAAAUCUAUUGGCAGAAGAGCUGAAGUCUGAGACCAUGAAAUUUGUGACAAAAAUAAAGGAGACGACAGAGGAGCUUCAGACAAUUCUGGAUGCACUGCGAGACGCAAUGCAACCAAACAUCGACAACUAAGAAUUGUUAGUAAAGAUCGGUGUGUUCUUCAGUCAUAAAUUGAUUAUAGUUGUAGCAAAGAUUAGAUGAUGAUUACUGUAUAUUCUGGGUUUCCAUGAAAAAAAUGCUGUAUAAAAUAUUUUAUUGAUAGUAUUAAUAUUGCUUAGAGAAACUUUCUGAGAAGCUAUAACAGAAGCAUUUCAGCUUGAUGUACUCCUAUUUAAUUAUGUUAAGAAUGGAAAUUCUUGCCUUUAUUUCCUUGAUGUUUAGGAAAUCUGAAAAAAAGAAGCACCUUUUCCUGUUUUUAUAUGUUUGUGGCUGCUUAAUGUAAUUCUCUUUCACUUCUUCUAAAAUAAAUGUAUCACCAAAAUGCAAGCAGUUAUAG
Messenger RNA from Misgurnus anguillicaudatus (oriental weatherfish), 3239 nucleotides. NCBI's taxonomy places the organism in Eukaryota, Metazoa, Chordata, Actinopteri, Cypriniformes, Cobitidae. The record is from RefSeq and is a predicted model, not a curated record.